Lachancea fermentati is the source of this 573-nucleotide messenger RNA. NCBI's taxonomy places the organism in Eukaryota, Fungi, Ascomycota, Saccharomycetes, Saccharomycetales, Saccharomycetaceae. The record is from the annotation of a GenBank genome assembly.
AUGGGCGCCAAGGCUUCGAAAUUAUCCAAAGACGAUCUAACAAGUCUCAGACAAUCGACAUACUUUGAUCGCCGAGAGAUUCAACAAUGGCACAAGGGAUUUCUAAGAGAUUGUCCAUCAGGACAACUGACGCGAGAUGAAUUUUGCAAGAUCUACAAACAGUUCUUCCCAUUCGGUUCACCUGAAGAGUUUGCAAAUCAUGUUUUCAGUGUUUUUGACAAGGACAAUAAUGGAACAAUAGACUUUAAAGAGUUCAUUACAGCCUUGAGCACGACGUCAAGGGGGACUCUGGAGGAAAAGCUAGUGUGGGCAUUCCAAUUAUACGAUCUAAACCACGACGGAUUAAUAAACUACGAAGAAAUGCUUACGAUCGUCUCUAGCAUAUAUAAGAUGAUAGGGUCGAUGGUCAAACUUGAUGAUGACGAAGCGACCCCAGAACUUAGAGUCAAAAAGAUUUUCAAGUUAAUGGAUAAAAAUGAAGAUGGCUUUAUCUCAUUAGAGGAGUUCAGAGAAGCAUCAAAAGUCGAUCCCUCUAUUGUGAGCGCCUUAAAUCUAUACGACGGGUUGGUAUAA